Molecule: messenger RNA, 621 nt
Organism: Cuscuta epithymum
Lineage: Eukaryota; Viridiplantae; Streptophyta; Magnoliopsida; Solanales; Convolvulaceae
Source: the annotation of a GenBank genome assembly
CAUCUCCCAAAAAAAAAAAACCUCCUCUGCAAUUCUUCUUUCCGCUUUCCCACUUUCCCACUCACUUCUUCUCCUCCCCCACAACCGGUUUUAUUUUCAAAACUCUUCCGAGCCAUCAUCUUCCGCUGAACUUCUCAACCCACCUUCAGAAGACGACCGUAUCUCGUGAACCACCCCCGGCUAGAAGCGCAGUAGAGGGUCGAAGCACAGCGAAGGUUGGCGAGGUCAAGGUCAAGGUCGUGACGGCGGAAGCACGAGUUUCAGAUGGUGGAAGCACAACGACUUUCAGAAAUGGUGCGGACAAAAGUCUCCGACCUCAACGAAGGGAAGGUGAUUCGGCUUCUGAGAAAAAUGAUGAUGAGGUGCGACAGAUGAAUGACAACGUCCUCAUUGAUUAUAACAACAUCUGGUGUCUGUGUGUACAGAAAAAUGAAGACAUUCUCAUUGACUUUACCCACAAAUAUUGUAAUAAAUGUAUUAUUUAUAUAGAUUUGUGUAGGUCACCUACAAAAUGUAUGAAAGAUGUAUGUCAAUAUUGUAGUUCAAUAAAUAGAACUAUUUGAUUUUGUAAACAGAUGGAUACAAUCAACUUGGGCAAGUGUUCAACGUUGUACAACACAA